CGAAGGAAUGUUGAAAAAGCUUAAAAUCAAUAUUGUGAGCGUUUGGGAAUGUGAAUAUGACAGUCGCAUUAAAAACGACGCUAAUUUUGCUACUGCUAUAAAGAACAUACGGAUUGUUGAACCGCUUGACCCGAGAAAAGCAUUGUUCGGAGGACGAGUAAAUGCCCUAGUGUUAGACUAUAAGGUCAAGCCUGGAGAGAAGAUAAUGUACUUGGAUGUUGUAUCCGAAUAUCCAUAUGUCAAUAAAAACAAGCGCUAUCCGGUUGGCAAGCAUAAAAGAAUUACUAAUAAUUUUAAAACCUUGGAUAACUAUUUCGGAAUUAUGCAUUGCAAAAUAUUACCGCCUCGCAACCUGAUGAUACCGAUAUUACCGGCGCAUUUCGAUAAACUGAUUUUCACGUUAUGCCGCACCUGCGCUGAAGAAAAGAAUCAGCAAGUUUGCACGCACGAGGAUCCGGAGCAAAGAGCUCUGACGGGGACUUGGUGCACACUAGAACUACAAGAAGCCGUGAAAAAUGGUUAUGAACUAAUGGAAAUUCACGAAGUAUGGCACUAUCCCGACAGCAGAGAGCGCUUUUUUGCUGAUUAUAUUGAUUUGUUCCUGGCGCUUAAAGUGCAAGCUUCUGGCUGGCCGGCUGAUAUUAAAACUCCAGAGCAGCAAGAUGCGUUUCUGGACCACUUUUUCCAAACGGAAGGCAUCCGGUUGGACGGUUCCAAAAUAAGCUGGAAUCCGGGACUGCGGCAGCUCGCUAAGUUGUGCCUGAACAGCUUUUGGGGCCGGCUGGGAAUGAGAAAUAACCUUCUCAGCACAGUUUUCGUGAACACUGUGAAGGAUUUUCUGCACUAUUUAACGUCUUCAGAAUUCGAAAUCCAUGAUUAUGACGUAUUUUCGGAUGACGUUGUACAAAUAAUGUACACGAGGAAGGAUGCUAUGGUUCCGACUAACCCGAAAACGAACGUGGUUCUAGCAGCGUUUACAACGGCACACGCAAGAUUACAUUUAUUGAAAUUCAUGCAAAGAGCUGGCGAGCGAUUACUAUACUUUGAUACGGACAGCAUUAUCUUUGUUCAGCGUCCAGGUGAUGAGCCGUUUGAAACCGGGUCCACUCUGGGGAUGUUAAGUAAUGAGCUGGCCGAGGACGACUUCAUUACGCGCUUCUGUAGUACUGGUCCAAAAUCUUACAGCUACGUUACGGCAUCUGGGCAGGAGGUCUGUAAAAUCAAAGGAUUUGAAAUUAAUAAACUUACAGGAACGGUGUUGAAUUUUGAUUCGAUGUUGAAAAUCGCAACCCAACCUCUCCAAGAUGAGACCGCCUCCGAUAGCGCUCAUGGUAACGUUCAGCCCGAGUCCCUUUCCGUCACAUAUGGUAGUACUAUUCGCCGGAAGAAACGGACAUAUGAAAUCCAAGAUGUGCCUAUGACAAAGCGGUUCAAAAAGACGUACGACAAACGACGCAUCUUAGAUGACUUUACUACUGUGCCAUACGGUUACGUACCAUAGCCCUUUGAUCAUGAACUUGAAUGUUGGCAUUGUGUCGUUAUUGAAAGUAAAGUCCAGGGUGGUGUUGGCUUCGUCGAUACUGGCGGCGGCUGAUGGCCGAUAGGGUAGAAAAGUGGUGACGGUUCCAAAAGUAAUGCCCGAUAAAAUCAGAACAAGUGCUAGCAGACUACCAAAAAAAGCAAUCGUAAUGACAACGCAUAUCGCUCGACGCCUUUCCUCAGCAGGGUCCAUGGUAAUGCAGGAUAUAUAAACGGACGCAAUUUAGACAGCUAAGAAACAGUUAGGGAAAACGAAACGUGCAACUGAAGUUUUGUCAGUUUUGCUGCAGUUUAUAUAGUAGUCGAUAGAACAUGUCUGGAUGUGAACCCGAAAAUGUUCGUUUAUCAUCAACAUCGACAUCGCCACCACCAUCGCCCGGAACAAUGGAUGCCAUUCAGCACAUUAUCUGGCAAGGUGACUGGCAAGGUGGAUUGCACGAUAGGUUAAAAGGUUGCCUCGUGGGGAGUGUUGUUGCCAGCAGCUUUGGUCGUCUGUUCAAUACACCCUUCUACAGAAGCCAUUUACCAACCUUGAGAGAAGUUCAUGAGCGGUGUGCUGAUGUGGCCAAGGAUCCUUGUUAUGUGCGUUGUGGGUUUAGUGGAACAGUUGCUCUGGUGGUUCUCGAAGUAACUGUAGGUUGCUAU
This is a messenger RNA of Paramacrobiotus metropolitanus, 2184 nucleotides long. RefSeq lists its product as uncharacterized. Bases 8 to 1501 code for a protein of 497 amino acids. Gene Ontology annotation, molecular function: DNA-directed DNA polymerase activity; nucleotide binding; DNA binding. The record is from RefSeq and is a predicted model, not a curated record. The transcript is spliced from 4 exons. Lineage: Eukaryota; Metazoa; Tardigrada; Eutardigrada; Parachela; Macrobiotidae. Gene Ontology annotation, biological process: DNA replication.